UGAAGUCCACAUUCUUCCAGUUCGGGGCCUCCAUCCAGCAGGAGGCGCUGGCCAUGCUGAACAUCAUGGAGGAGUACGACUGGCACAUCUUCUCCAUCGUGACCACCAAGUUCCCGGGCUACCAGGACUUCAUCACCAUCCUGAAGACCACGGUGGACAACAGCUUCGUGGGCUGGGACCUGCAGAACACGGUCACGCUGGACGCGGUGGACGGGGACAUGCGCAUGCCCAUCCAGCUGAAGAAGAUCCAGUCCCCCGUCAUCCUGCUGUACUGCUCCAAGGACGAGGCGGGCUACAUCCUGGAGGAGGCGCGCACGCUGGGCCUGACGGGCUUCGGCUACAUCUGGAUGGUGCCCAGCAUGACCUCGGGCAACACGGAGGCGCUGCCCGACGAGUUCCCCGCGGGCAUGAUCUCCGUCUCCUACGACGAGUGGGACUACCCGCUGGAGGCGCGCGUGCGCGACGGGCUGGGCAUCAUCGCCAGCGCCGCCGCCGCCAUGCUGGCGGAGUUCGGCGACAUCCCCGAGGCCAAGACCAGCUGCUACGGGCCGAUGGAGAAGGCCAAGCUACCUCCCAGCGCGCUACACAAGUACAUGAUGAAUGUGACCUGGGAAGGCAGGGACCUGUCUUUCACGGAGGACGGGUACCAGGCCAACCCCAAACUGGUGGUCAUCGUGCUCAACAAGGAACGCGAGUGGGAGAAGUUGGGUCGGUGGGAGAACAGGACCCUGACCCUCAAGUACCCCGUCUGGCCGAGCUUCAACUCCCUCGGGGACGGCGAGAUCGACGACAACCACCUGAGCAUCGUCACCCUGGAGGAGGCGCCCUUCGUCAUCGUGGAGAACGUGGAGCGCCUGACGGGCACCUGCAUGAGGAACUCGGUGCCCUGCCGCAAGCACAUCAAAGACAACACCACCGAGGGAGGGGGGACGUACAUCAAGAAGUGCUGCAAGGGCUUCUGCAUCGACAUCCUGAAGAAGAUCGCUCAGAACGUCAAGUUCACCUACGACCUCUACCUCGUCACCAACGGCAAGCACGGCAAGAAGAUCAACAACGUGUGGAACGGCAUGGUGGGAGAGGUGGUGUACAAGAAAGCCGUCAUGGCGGUGGGCUCCCUGACCAUCAACGAGGAGAGGUCAGAGGUCAUUGAUUUCUCUGUCCCCUUCGUGGAAACGGGGAUCAGCGUGAUGGUUUCCCGGAGCAACGGGACAGUAUCGCCGUCAGCCUUUUUGGAGCCCUUCAGCGCUUCAGUGUGGGUGAUGAUGUUUGUGAUGCUGCUGCUGGUAACAGCCAUGGCAGUGUUCAUAUUUGAGUACAUCAGCCCCCUGGGAUUCAACAGGAACCUGGCACAGGGCAGAGACCCUCAUGGGCCCUCCUUCACCAUGGGCAAGGCCGUGUGGCUCCUGUGGGGCCUGGUCUUCAACAACUCUGUGCCCGUGCAGAACCCCAAGGGCACCACCAGCAAGUUCAUCGUGUCCGUCUGGGCCUUCUUCGCUGUCAUCUUCCUCGCCAGCUACACUGCCAACCUGGCCGCCUUCAUGAUCCAGGAGGAGUUCGUGGACCAGGUCACGGGCCUGAGUGACAAAAAGUUCCAGAGUCCUCACUCCUACUCGCCCCCGUUCCGGUUCGGGACAGUCCCAAACGGAAGCACAGAGAGGAACAUCAGGAAGAACUACCCGGACAUGCACCAGUACAUGGUCAAAUACCACCAGACAGGUGUCCAGGACGCACUGGUCAGCCUCAAGACCGGGAAGCUGGACGCCUUCAUCUACGACGCGGCCGUGCUCAACUACAUGGCCGGCAGGGACGAGGGCUGCAAGCUGGUCACCAUCGGGAGCGGCUACAUUUUCGCCACCACGGGGUACGGCAUCGCCCUGCAGAAGGGCUCGUACUGGAAGCGGGAGGUGGACCUCGCCAUCCUCGCCAUCAUCGGAGACGGCGAGAUGGAGGAGCUGGAGGCUCAGUGGCUGACGGGCAUCUGCCACAACGAGAAGAACGAGGUGAUGAGCAGCCAGCUGGACGUGGACAACAUGGCGGGCGUCUUCUACAUGCUGGCCACGGCUAUGGGCCUCAGCCUCAUCACCUUCAUCUGGGAGCACCUGUUCUACUGGAGGCUGCGCUACUGCUUCACCGGAGUGUGCACUGGCAAGCCUGGCCUGCUCUUCUCCAUCAGCAGGGGCAUAUGGAGUUGCAUUCAUGGCGUCCACAUCGAAAUGAAGAAAAAGUCUUCGGACCUGGACUUCAGUCCCCAGGCCAACAUGCUGAAGCUGAUGAAGUCAGCCAAGCACAUGACCAACAUGACAGGCCUCACGGCCUCGCGGCUGGGCUCCCCGAAGCGUCCCGGUGACUUCAUGCACCCGGCCGGGCCCAUGCUGAUGGACAUGAUGGGCGAGAAGGGCAACUACAUCUACACCGACAACCGCAGCUACGCCCCCAAGGAGGUGAUCUACGGCGACACGGGCGACCUGCAGGCCUACCUGGCCAACCGUCACAAGGACCACCUCAACAACUACAUCUUCCAGGGCCAGCACCCGCUGACUCUCAACGACGCCAACCCCAACACGGUGGAGGUGGCGGUCAGCGCCGACGCCACCCAGACCAACGCCAAGCCCCGCGGCGCCUGGAAGAAGUCGGGCCCUGUCCAGGACUCCCUGGCCUGUCCUGACGCCCGUCUCUCCAUGAAGAGCCAGCGGUACCUCCCGGAGGAUGCCGCCCACUCUGACGUGUCCGACUGCUCCAGCAGAGCCGCCUCCUACAAAGACGCCGACGGCCAGAAGCACCUGAAGUCCAAGGACAACUUAAAAAAAAGAUCGGUGAUAUCGAAAUACCCUAGGGACUGCAGCGAGGUGGAACUGUCCUACUUAAAGAGCAAGCAGCAACAAGGAGGAGGAGGAGGAGGGGGGCUGGGCCGUGAAAAGAUAUACACCAUAGACUCCGACCGGGAGCUGAGCCUGCACUCUGACCCGCUGCAUUACCGCGAGAGCCGGGCACUGGCUGACGACCUGGACUUCCCCGAGAUCUACUCCGACCACAACGACAACUACCGCAAGGCGGACCAACCCAUCAUCCACCUCAACAGCAGCCCCCUGCACCACGGCGACUCCGACCUCCUGCCGGACGCCAUCUACGCCAAGCACUACCCCAAGGAGAAGAGUCUGAGCCUCAGCCCGCACGAGACAGGCAACGACCGCUGCAAGCAGACGCACUGCCGCAGCUGCCUGUCCGCGGUCAUGCCCAGCUACGUGAGCCACUACGCCGCCCGGUCCCCCUACAACCGAUGCGAGGCCUGUCUGCGCACCGCCAACCUCUACGACAUCAGCGAGGACCAGAUGCUCCAAGAGGCCAUCAACCCUGCCUCCUCUUCCUCGGCGGCAGCGGCGGCGGCGGCAGCGGCGAACCAGGACGGGAUGUUCGGCCAGUACUGGCCCCAGACUGACGGGCCCCACGUGCAGAAGAGGAACCGGCUGAGGCUCAGCCGGCAGCACUCCUUCGACAACAUCGUGCUGGAGAAGCCCAAGGAGGUGGACCUGGGCAGGCCGGCCCGCAGCGUGAGCCUGAAGGAGAAGGACCGCUGCCUGAACGACAGCCCCUACACCAACAUGUUCAACUUCAGACCGGACAGGCUCCUGGGAGGCCGGCCCGCGCUCUUCAACCACAACCUGGAGGAGAGCAAGCGCAGCAAGUCCCUCUACCCCGACCACGCCUCGGACAACCCCUUCCUGCGCUGCUCCUCCCGGGACGACCAGCGGCUGGUCCACGGCCGGAGCUCCUCUGACAUUUACCGGCAGCUGGCGCCCCUCAAAUCGAGGAACGAGAACAAUCUGCGGUCCUCCGUCAGGUCCGCCGCCUCAUACUGCUCCCGGGAUGGUCGGAUACACAACGACGUGUACAUCUCGGAGCAUCUCAUGCCUUACGUAGCCAACAAGACUAGUGUGUACUCAGCUCCCCGAGUCCUCAAUUCCUGUAGCAAUAGAGGAGUGUAUAAGAAAAUACCCAGCCUCGAGUCGGAUGUUUAACGCUCCCGUUUCGUGUAGCUUCAAUCUUAAUCCAUUUUAGGAUGCCACAGCCACCUAAAACCUGAAUCAAAAAAAGUACCCACGUACUCUCUAGACAGUUUGUGUUUGUUCUUUUGUUUUAUUUGUUUGUUUGUUUGUUUAUAUUUUGUUCAGCAUCAGUGAGUUGCCCGAACAGUGCUUGCCAAAGGUUUUCAGUGUUUCAGUUUUUUCUCAGUGCAGUAAAAUAUCUCAUGGACUCCAGGAAUCAGCUCUCAAGAAG
This is a messenger RNA of Anguilla rostrata (American eel), 4275 nucleotides long. RefSeq names its product glutamate receptor ionotropic, NMDA 2A-like. Gene Ontology annotation, cellular component: plasma membrane; NMDA selective glutamate receptor complex. The transcript is spliced from 11 exons. Gene Ontology annotation, biological process: excitatory postsynaptic potential; long-term synaptic potentiation; monoatomic ion transport. The coding region runs from base 54 to 4016 and encodes 1320 amino acids. Gene Ontology annotation, molecular function: NMDA glutamate receptor activity. The record is from RefSeq and is a predicted model, not a curated record. NCBI's taxonomy places the organism in Eukaryota, Metazoa, Chordata, Actinopteri, Anguilliformes, Anguillidae.